UACAACAUGGUCAAGUUAUAUUAUACUCUGUCAGUUUUUGUGUUUGCGGCCCUUAUUGCUAUCGAAUCGGUCUACGCAAAGCAGAUAAUACCCUCGAUCAUUGCUGAGGUACUACGUCAGAGCGGGAACGACAAUGUGCUCGUGUCGCCCUACCUGGUGCUAGACGGUUUGAUUCAGUUGUAUUAUGGUGGACAGGGGAAGACAAAGGACAAGCUGCUGGAACUGUUUGAAGUCACGGAUGCGGUAGCUUUUGAGCGAUUCAUGAAUAACUCAUAUUCGAUUCAAGCUUCGCGUGACGGCGUUAAGCUGUAUGUGGGCAAUCGGCUUUUUGUGUCAGAGGAUGUUAGCAUUAUGCCAGAGUAUAGAGAAAAAUUGGGUAGAAUUCACAACUCGCCAGUUGAAAGUGUGAACUUUGCAGACUCCGCGGCGGCUGUUUCCAAAAUCAAUGAUUGGGUUGCCGCAACAACUAAAAGCAAAAUAACUAAAUUGAUUGAGAAAACCGAGCCCAACUCAAAGAUAUUGUUUAUGAGCGCGAUUUACUUUACCGGAUUGUGGAGACUCGAUUUCGAUAGCGUACACACAAAGCGUUCCCCCUUUCGUAUACCUCUGGCAGAUGGAGGUGAGCGUACUGUUGAGGUGGAUAUGAUGAGUCGGGAGGGCUAUUUUCCAUAUAAAUAUGUGGAGCAACUGGAUGCUGACGCUAUCAAAAUAAAAUACUCGAUACCAAGUGCAAUGUAUAUGAUUAUUAUUGUGCCAAGAACGACUAAUGGCAUUCAGAAGGUCGUCGAUAUGUUUGAUACACUGCAGACAACAGAAUUUGAGCCGGAUGCAUAUAUCAAACGUCUUCGGCUUACCUUACCGAAAUUUCGAUUAGAAUCUAAUAUAAAGCUGAAAGAUGUCUUACGCGCUUUGGACAAAAAUUGUUCGCUAGACGCAAACUUAAAGGAUACAACUGAUUUAAACAAACCCUUGGAAAUCACCGAGUUCUUUCAAAAAGCAGUCGUUGAGGUGAAUGAAAAGGGCGCAUCGCCCUCAGAUAACCGUGAAAAAUCCGACAAUUGGCCUCAGAUUAAAGCGGAUCAUCCAUUUCUAUUUGUUAUCAGGGACAAACAAAAAGUUUAUCUCGCAGGCCGCGUAAGUCAUCCGGAAUAAAGUGUUCACUUUUGCCAAACAAAAUGUACAUAUUUCAGAGAUAUGCUGGCUAUUCAAAAAUAACAAAAUA
Molecule: messenger RNA, 1222 nt
Organism: Drosophila montana
Lineage: Eukaryota; Metazoa; Arthropoda; Insecta; Diptera; Drosophilidae
Product: serine protease inhibitor 42Dd-like
Exons: 2
Coding region: 7-1152 (381 amino acids)
Molecular function (GO): serine-type endopeptidase inhibitor activity
Source: RefSeq, a predicted model, not a curated record